CACGUCCAGUUUGGCGUGCUUUACGUGAUGACGUUGAGUUGUGUUUUGACUUGUCACUGCGCGCCAUCAUUCUCAGUGGCAGAAAAGGGAAAGCAGAAUAAGGAUUGUUGUCCCACUUAACACAGGCUCAUCUCCGUCAUGGCUUUGAGAAGCGCUGUGUGCCGUCUCUUGUUCAACCCUCACAGAUGUGCCAUCAUCGCAGCUUCCAGGGCACAAGGAACUGCAGCAGCUGCCAGUUGGGAUGCAGAGAAGACUGAGCAGAAGUCUAAAGCACCAAAGGUUCAGUUCAACUGGCGUGAUGCCCUGGACCUGGAGGGCCAGCUGACGGAGGAGGAGAUCAUGAUCAGAGACUCCUUCCGGACUUACUGCCAAGAGAAACUCAUGCCUCGCAUCGUUAUGGCAAACCGAAAUGAAGUGUUCCACAGAGAAAUUGUGUCCGAGAUGGGAGAGAUGGGUGUGCUGGGCCCGACCAUUAAAGGUUUUGGCUGUGCUGGGACGAGCUAUGUGGCUUAUGGUUUGAUCGCCAGAGAAGUAGAGAGAGUGGACAGCGGCUAUCGCUCAGUCAUGAGUGUGCAGUCGUCACUGGUCAUGCACCCCAUUAAUGCAUAUGGCACAGAGGAGCAGAAACAGAAAUAUCUCCCCAAACUGGCUCGGGGAGAGAUCCUGGGUUGCUUUGGCUUGACGGAGCCUAACCAUGGCAGUGACCCAAGCGGCAUGGAAACCAGAGCCAAGUUUAAUCCAUCCAGUCGCACCUACACGGUCACUGGCUCAAAGACCUGGAUCACCAACUCCCCAGUGGCAGAUAUUGCUAUAGUUUGGGCCAAAUGUGACGAUGGGAAGGUGCGCGGCUUCAUCUUGGAGCGUGGCAUGAAGGGCCUCUCGACGCCUAAGAUUGAGGGAAAGUUCUCCCUGAGAGCUUCGGCCACCGGAAUGAUCGUCAUGGACGAGGUGGAGGUUCCUGAGGAGAACCUGCUGCCUAACGUCUCCGGCCCUCGCGGGUCCUUUUGGCUGCUUGAACAACGCUCGUUACGGUAUUGCGUGGGGCGCUCUGGGUGCUGCAGAGUUCUGUUUCCAUGCAGCUCGACAGUACACGCUGGACAGAUUCCAGUUUGGCGUGCCACUAGCAAGGAAUCAGCUGAUGCAGAAGAAAAUGGCCGACAUGCUGACAGAGAUCACCAUCGGCCUCCAGUCCUGUCUGCAGCUGGGGAGACUAAUCGAUGCUAAAAGGUAAAGA
This is a messenger RNA of Cottoperca gobio, 1234 nucleotides long. RefSeq names its product glutaryl-CoA dehydrogenase, mitochondrial-like. Gene Ontology annotation, cellular component: mitochondrial inner membrane. The transcript is spliced from 10 exons. Gene Ontology annotation, molecular function: fatty-acyl-CoA binding; flavin adenine dinucleotide binding; glutaryl-CoA dehydrogenase activity. The record is from RefSeq and is a predicted model, not a curated record. NCBI's taxonomy places the organism in Eukaryota, Metazoa, Chordata, Actinopteri, Perciformes, Bovichtidae. Gene Ontology annotation, biological process: fatty-acyl-CoA biosynthetic process; fatty acid beta-oxidation using acyl-CoA dehydrogenase. The coding region runs from base 139 to 1224 and encodes 361 amino acids.